AUGGCACGUUUGUCGCGGGUUUAUGUUAUAUUGGAUGCCCUCGAUGAGUUAGGGAACGCUGGUCAAGUUCGUCAGACCUUAAUCGGAUGCCUACGUCCUCUGCAGGAUCUUCAUCACUUCAAUCUGAUGACGACGUCGCGUUACAUCCCUUCUCUGGCUCUGGACUUCCACCAUCCUCUAUGUAUGGAUGUUCGGGCCAGCCCAGAAGAUGUACGGAGAUACGUGGAGGGGCACACUUCGGAUCUGCCAAAAUGUGUGAGGGAGAAUUUGGGCUUACAGGAGGACAUAGCGACUGCUAUAGUUGACUCGGUCGAGGGAAUGUUUCUUCUGGCUCAGCUACACAUGGACUCGCUUAAGGACAAAACAAGCUCUAAGCUGAUCAAGAAAGCGCUGGAAAUACUGCCAAAAGGAUCGAACGCUCUCGAUCUGGCCUACGAUGGAGCAAUGCAGAGAAUUGAGAACCAAAUGGAAGGUUUCAGACUUCUUGCCAAACAGCUACUGGGUUGGCUUACCUAUUCGGAGAGGCUGAUGACGGUAAAAGAAGUACAACAUGCCUUGGCAAUCGAGCCUGGGACGCGAGAGUUUGAUGAAGAUAAUCUGGGCGACAUCGAGGAAGUUCUGGGUUUCUGUGCCGGCUUGAUUAUCGUCGACGAAGAAACGCAGAUCAUCAGACUGGUCCACUACACCACCCAGGAAUACUUCAGGCGAAACGGUGACAGAGUCCUAGCCUUUGCCAAGCAGGACAUUGCGAUAGGCUGUCUUACCUAUUUGCUUUACGAGAAUUUUAAAGAUGGCUGGGCCAACGAAGUAGGACAAAAAGAGUUUGCCGAAGGAAACAGAGACGAAGAUACCCUCAGGAAUAGAGAAGAGACAGCCAAUGAGAAAUGUAGAAAAUCUGUAGCAGCUCGGUUGCAGAAAUAUCCUUUUCUCGAAUACGCCGCUAGGUAUUGGGCAAUCCAUGCAAGAUUGUGUAAGGAGCAGAACGUCAAAAUACUCAUGAUGAGCUUCGCCAAAGAUGAUUGUAGAGUCUCGAGUGCCGGCCAAGUGCUAUUGGUGCUAGAGAGCCGAUAUAACAUCGUUCGAGAUAUGAAUGGGACUAUGUCGCGCAGCCCACUUUCUGCAAUGCACAUUAUCGCAUAUUUCGGUUAUGAAGGAAUGAUCUCAGAGCUUCUGAAUCACGGUUUCGAGGCAGAUGCCGAGGACUCUACUCGCCGGACACCGUUGUGGUGGGCGGCAUCACAAGGACAUCACGGCGUGGUGGAAUUGUUACUGUCACAGAACCAUGUCAAUGUGAACAACCGCGGCCAUUUUACUCAGUACGGGCGUCUAAGUUAUACUGAGACACCACUGGGCAUUGCUGCAAAAGCGGGCAAAGAUGAAACAGUGAAGCUUUUGAUUGAGCGUGAAGACGUGGACGUGAACUUGCCACGUCCCGAUGGUGAAUCUCCGCUAUCAUCAGCCGCACGAGAAGGACAUAGUACAGUUGUUGAACUGCUACUGACACGAAGAGAUAUUGAAGUAAAUUCAAGAUGCAAUGCAGGCGGGACGCCCUUGUGGUUUGCAGCUUCGUUUGGGAGAGCGGAUGUAGUCACACAGCUGCUCAAACACAAGAACGUCCAGAUCAAUUCGAAGGAUAUUCAGGGAGACACACCUCUCGCAAGCGCUGCAUCCUCCGGUCACAAGGGCAUAGUAGAGAUGUUACUAGGUCGUUCCGACAUUGAAGUGAACACGCAAGACAGACGGGGGUUGACUCCGCUCUUGCAUGCGGUACGUGCAGGCUACGAAGCAGUGGUGAAGCUCCUGCUAUCUCAUUCCGACAUCGACGUAAACGCGAAAGAGAUUCGGGGAAUAUCUCCCCUUGCAAUUGCGGUCAUGGUUGGUCGAACAGCGGUUGUGAAGCUCUUGUGCGCACAUCCCGAUGUUGAUUUAGACCGGGAUGUGCUUGCUCUGGUAAAGGAAAGUGGGCCACGGGAUUGGUUGUCACAGGCGGACAAUGAUGCCCUGGCGCUAGUGCGAGAGGAAUGUUUGGGAAUCCUACGUACAGCCAUCGAGGCACGCUCGCGAAACGGGCCCCAAAAUCCGGAGGUUGUGCCCUCAUGA
Molecule: messenger RNA, 2100 nt
Organism: Letharia columbiana
Lineage: Eukaryota; Fungi; Ascomycota; Lecanoromycetes; Lecanorales; Parmeliaceae
Exons: 2
Coding region: 1-2100 (699 amino acids)
Biological process (GO): positive regulation of transcription by RNA polymerase II
Cellular component (GO): nucleus
Molecular function (GO): protein binding; transcription cis-regulatory region binding
Source: RefSeq, a predicted model, not a curated record